CGUUACGGAUGGCGUGCUGGUUGGGUUCUGGUGAAAUAUCGGUCUUAGAUACGUGAUACCAGCUGUUCUUGUCUUAGAUUUCAUAUCUGUACCAACGUAAAAGAGCUAGUUAGCUGAAAGAUAUGAUAGGUGUUGCCGGAAUCGACUGUAUCCGCAAGCUAAUGCGGUUUGCUCAUCCCUGCCUGAGAGGAGGGAGACAUGUUUACCACUACAGAUGGUACUCAGGGAAGUCUAGAACAGAGAUCGUCGAGGCUGAGAUGACCAGAAUACGGAAUAUAGGCAUCAUGGCACAUAUAGAUGCAGGGAAAACCACCACCACAGAGAGAAUGCUGUAUUAUACAGGCUUUACCAGAGCUUUGGGAGAUGUUGAUGAUGGUGACACAGUGAUGGAUUACAUGAGUCAGGAGAGACAGCGGGGUAUCACUAUCCAGUCUGCUGCCAUCUCCUUCAACUGGAAGAACCACAGGAUCAACCUCAUUGAUACACCUGGCCAUGUUGACUUCACAGUGGAGGUGGAACGCUCUCUCAGGGUUCUAGAUGGAGCAGUGGCUGUCUUUGAUGCAUCAGCUGGUGUGGAAGCACAAACGCUGACAGUGUGGAGACAGGCAGACAGAUACUCUAUCCCAAGGAUUGCUUUCCUCAACAAAAUGGACAAGACUGGAGCAAGCUUGGAGUAUUCCAUCAACUCAAUCAGAGACAAGUUGAAGACUGUUCCUCUAGUGCUCCACCUACCCAUUGGCAUAGAGAAGACUUUCAAUGGAAUGGUGGACUUGGUGUCCAUGGAGAAGUUAGCAUGGACCCUUGGGCCAGGGAAUGAUGGGUCAGUGUACCAGACUACACUGCUGCAGGACGUGGAUGAUGCACAACUCCAGGAGAGAGCAUUGGAGGAGAGGGCUAUCCUGAUAGAGCAGUUGGCUGAACUGGAUGACAAGAUGGCAGAUUUGUUACUCAGUGGAGAUGGCACAUGUGACCUGGGGUCCAUUCCUGCUGAAGAAGUCCAUAUGGCCUUGCAGAGAGUUACCCAAGCCCAGACUGGUGUGCCUGUGUUGUGUGGCAGUUCCCUAAAGAACAAAGGUGUCCAGCCCCUGCUGGAUGCCAUCAUCAGGUACCUGCCUGACCCACAGGACAAGGGGAAGGAGCUGGAGCAGCUGUAUGAAGAUAGCCUGUGUGCGUAUGCAUUCAAGAUUACUCAUCAUAAGCAGCGGGGACCCCUGACCUUCCUAAGGAUCUACUCAGGCACCAUCACACCACAGUCCACCAUCUACAAUGUCAGCAGAGACUGCACAGAACGUGUGAACAGACUACUGCUGGUGUUUGCUGAUGAGUACAGAGAAAUGUCCUCCAUGUCUGCUGGCAACAUAGCCAUGGUGGUGGGGCUAAAACAGACAUACACAGGAGACACGCUUGUGUCCUCCCCAUCUGCAGUGGUAUCAGCCAAGAAAGUAAGAGGUCGGCUGCAGGAGGAAGGACAGUCCAUAUCUGUUAUGGGGGACGAGGAUGCCCCAGUGCUUGCAGGAUUGGAUGUUCCUGAACCUGUCUUCUUCUGCACAAUAGAAGCACCAUCAAUGUCAAAACAACAGGAGCUGGAUGCUGCUUUGGUCAAUCUUCAGAAAGAGGAUCCAAGUCUACAUGUCAAAAUAGAUCCUGAAACUGGACAGACUGUUUUAUCAGGGAUGGGUGAACUGCACCUGGAGAUCAUACAUGACAGGAUCUUAAAGGAGUACAACCUGGAGACUCACCUGGGGCCUCUACAGGUAGCCUACAGGGAGACAGUGGGUGGCACGGCUCAGGAAACAGUGACUGUGGACCGGGUUCUUGGUGCCCAGAAGCACCAUGCUGUAGUGACUGUCUCCGUACAGCCAGAGGAGGCAGAUGGCCCGACAAGGGAUGUUGCAGUAUACUUUGGACUAGACAGAAGGAAAGUGAACAAGGAUGUUCUAACAGCAGUGAAAACUGGCAUUGCAUCAUCUUGUACCCAAGGUCCCUUGUUAGGCUAUCCUGUGGUGGGUGCAAAGGUGACUGUAGAGUCCAUCGAGGUUGGCCCAGGGACAUCUCUGGCAAUGGUGUCAGCAUGUGCAGCACAGGCAACACAGAAGGUUUUAAAGAAGAGUGGUGGGAAAAUAUUAGAACCAAUGAUGGUGCUGGAGAUCACCACAGAUGAAAGCCACAUGCGGUCCGUUCUGGCCGACCUUUCCCAGAGGCGUGGUCGUGUGACAGAGGUUCAGAGUCGGGCAGAGACCAGGGUGGUAAAGGCAGAGGCACCGCUAGCAGAACUCAUGGGCUACUCCACAGCAAUACGAACUGUGACCUCUGGACAGGCGACAUUCACCAUGGAGCUGUUCAGCUAUGAGGAGAUGACCUCACUGGACCAGAACAGACUCCUCAAGAAAAUGACAACUUUCAAUGUUGAAGGAUCUUGACAAAAGUCAUUUUCCUGAAGGGGGAUGUCCCUGUAGCUCAACUAGUAGCAGCCUCACAGCUGAACUUCUGGUUCUAAUUAGUGGAUGACUGGGCGACUGCCACUCAAUCCUGGGAAGGGCAUCCCAGGUGCAGCUGUACCUGUCUUUUAGAAGGGAUAUAAAAUGGCGGUUCUGCCUUCCCUGUAAAGAUAUACCCUUCCACUAAACAGCAAAGAAACUUGCUGCCGUACGUACAUAUACCACUUGGCACUACAAGGGUCUGAACAAAGGAAUGGACAUUAUCCUGAAAUUAAUUUUAUUGCCAUGUGGACUGCUUGUUGUAGACCACACAUAGUGAGUAAAUUAGAUGAUUCUGCAAAGAUUUUACCAUACAAAAAGUGGAAUUGAAGAGUGUAAUCUCAUCUCUUUUGCAUAUCAAUUCUUAGUUAUGAUAUAAAAUCUGGUCUCCAACAAGAUCUACAUGUACUAAGUUGGAGUCACUGACGAAGGAUAAUGGAUGUCAUCUGACACGUCUGACCAUUUCCAAAAUCAUAUCCAGUUGCUUGAGUAAUUGCUAUUUGACAUUGAACCAUAAUUAUACAAAACAAUUAUCAUAUAAUCAAUUACACCAUCAUCAUUAAGCACAGCUUUCAUUGGUAAUUUACUGACAUGCACAAAGAAAUACUUAUGACACAUUCAUUACAGUGUGUUGCAGAGACAUUUGUACAAUGAUUGCAUCAUUAAAGACAUAAAAUUGUA
This is a messenger RNA of Branchiostoma floridae (Florida lancelet), 3158 nucleotides long. RefSeq names its product ribosome-releasing factor 2, mitochondrial-like. Gene Ontology annotation, biological process: ribosome disassembly; mitochondrial translation. Lineage: Eukaryota; Metazoa; Chordata; Leptocardii; Amphioxiformes; Branchiostomatidae. Gene Ontology annotation, cellular component: mitochondrion. The coding region runs from base 123 to 2420 and encodes 765 amino acids. The record is from RefSeq and is a predicted model, not a curated record. The transcript has 21 exons. Gene Ontology annotation, molecular function: GTPase activity; GTP binding; translation elongation factor activity.